CAUGACGCGUCCCAAAUCCAAGGUUUCCGGACGCUCAAACCUACCAAUCUCAACAAAUGAUUGGCGCACACUACAUGUCCUCCGACGCAGAUAUCAAAUCCGAAUACCCAUCUGCACCAGGCAGUCCAACAACAUCAGUAACUAGCUGCACGUCUGAAGGAACAGCCCCUUCCGACCAAGUUGCGGAGUUCGAUCGCGAUGCCUUCAAGUUUAUGCCCUUGAUAGUGCGAACACUGGAAAUCAUGCACCGAGCGGACGUGACAGGGGACGAGACCACCGGAUUGCCAGAGGAGGUGGAUAGGAUGAUUCGGACUUUAAAAAACAUGAUACGGGAAGCACACGAGUUGGUUUUAGCGCUUCCAGGUUCAAACGUGUUGGAAGAUACUCAAAGGAAGAUUUUGGAAAAGGACCUGGCGAAACUUUCCGCAAAAAGAGAUCGUAUCAAGGCCUUUCUACCUAAUGAGACGGAAGAGAAGAAUGCCAUGGAGAUGGAUUAGCGGGUGAUCCCAUCAGCCUUCCUUUGCGCUAAUGGGUAGGCACUAAGUGCAACCUGGAGCACUACAUAUGAACAUCAGCCGCGCCAAGCAUGACCUUACCACGAGUAACCUUUCCGUAUGUUACAUCCUUUCCGGGGUGUCCGACCAUUGAGGUUUCCGGCACCGUGUACGACGUGCCGUACGUUCCAGACGCGGAGGUUUACUCUAGAGGCUCUACUGCAUAAUCGGGAACAUUCUAUCACGGCAUCUCAUUGCAUCUUUCGUCGUUUUGCAGCCUAUGGGCUAUGUGCCGAAUGCUAAACGGAGCAACACAGCCAACAACUGAAUCUUCUUGAGUGUUCAAUUAUCUGGCCCUGACGCAUUGCUUGAGUAGCAGAAGUGACUGUACAUAAGCCAAUGAUCAGUUUCAUUGAAUACCGUUGCAAGAAUUUGUGGCCGGCGGUGAAAAUACUGUUCCGAAUAAAGCUAAGGAGGUGAAGACCUAUGUAUUGGAAACAACCAUGGUCGUAAAUUGAAAGAAGUGUAAUUACAUAUUGUUAAAUCCUGA
Molecule: messenger RNA, 1044 nt
Organism: Spizellomyces punctatus DAOM BR117
Lineage: Eukaryota; Fungi; Chytridiomycota; Chytridiomycetes; Spizellomycetales; Spizellomycetaceae
Exons: 3
Coding region: 57-497 (146 amino acids)
Source: RefSeq, a predicted model, not a curated record